This is a messenger RNA of Colletotrichum acutatum, 714 nucleotides long. RefSeq lists its product as uncharacterized. The transcript has a single exon. The coding region runs from base 342 to 623 and encodes 93 amino acids. The record is from RefSeq and is a predicted model, not a curated record. Lineage: Eukaryota; Fungi; Ascomycota; Sordariomycetes; Glomerellales; Glomerellaceae.
GACACCGGCAAGAUGAAGAUCUUCUCAUUACUUUUCGUGCUUAGUCUGACAAGAAAUUCUUUCGCCGCCGAUGAUACCAACACAAAGUUUACAUACCCCGUAAAACCGGCCGGUCUUGAAGGUCCCACAUUCGUAUCAGGCCAGAAUGUCGUCUUCAACUGGACGACAGAUGCUGACAAGCUGAACCUGCUUCUCUGGACAAACAAGAACACCCGAUCAAUUACGUUAGGAAGUCAGUUCUGCUUGAAUCGGUUUUGCUUCGCUUUUGGCAUUCAGGACUAAUUAAGAUGCAUCUUUAGAGGGCAUCUCGUCCAAGUCCUUCACUUGGACAGUUGACUUUUAUGCCUUUUCGAAGACCGACCCACCGAGCGACACUUACUAUUUCCUUGGGCUCUUUGUUGAUGGCUCGACGGGCUCUGCAGAUCAAUCGACAAGAUUCUUUAUUACACUACCUGAUGGGGGUCAAUCCGGGUCCACUUCGACUUCAACUUCAACGCUCCUCACUUCUUCGCCAACUAGUGAUUCGGCAACCACGACUUCAUCAGACAGCUCUACAGCAACGGCAGCAAGUGUUACUGAGACACCCGGUUCCGGCACCGAAGGUCUCAGCGCAGGUGCCAUAGCCGGCAUCGUCAUCGGGGCUGUUCUAGGCGUAGGCUUAUCCGUGUGUGUAGGAAUUCUGCUGGCGAGGAGGAGAUACCGGGCAAAAAGAGC